Messenger RNA from Belonocnema kinseyi, 1191 nucleotides. RefSeq lists its product as uncharacterized. The coding region runs from base 1 to 1191 and encodes 396 amino acids. Gene Ontology annotation, biological process: DNA integration. Lineage: Eukaryota; Metazoa; Arthropoda; Insecta; Hymenoptera; Cynipidae. Gene Ontology annotation, molecular function: nucleic acid binding. The record is from RefSeq and is a predicted model, not a curated record. The transcript is spliced from 4 exons.
AUGUCAGCCAUACAUCGAAAAGAGUUUUACGAAGAAAUCCAGGGUUUGUCGAAGAGUGAAAACCUUCCAAAGACUUCGAAACUUCUCAGGCUACAUCCUUUCAUCGAAGACCACCUACUGAGAGUGGGAGGAAGAAUCAAGAACGCCGAAAUCGACAAGGAUCAAAAACAUCCUAUUCUUUUACCUAGAAACCAUCCAGUUACCAAUUUCAUAAUUCUCGAUAUCCAUGAAAGACAGUUUCAUUCAGGUGUGAAUGGUACCUUGUAUGCUACCAGGUUGAAGAAAUGUUUUCGCGGAAGGCCUAAAGAACUAGAUUAUGUAAUGGGUAACCUUCCUGGGGUGAAAGAAAAGCGUCCUCGAAAUAGGAAUAAAGUUAAGGUAAACGCAGCUGUAUUUGUGUGUCUAUCAACGAAAGCGGUAUACAUUGAACUUGUUGGUGAUCUAACAACUGACAUUUUUAUUGCAAGCUUAAGGAGAGUUUUUGCGCGUCGAGGAAAGGCUAAGGCGAUCUACUCAGAUAAUGGUGCAAAUUUUUUCGGUGCCAAAAACAAAUUGAACGUACUUUACAGCUUUCUCAAUUCCGAUGAGCAUAAUAAAAAGGUAGAAAGUUAUUUAAUUGAUCAAGGAAUCGAAAGGCACUUUUCUCCACCGCGAACCCCCCAUUUCGGUGGGAUCUGGGAGGCAGUUGUAAAAUCGCUUAAGCAUAACAUGUUAAAAACGAUAGGCCACUCACACCCAUGUCAUCAGAUCCCAGCGAUUUGUCAACAGAUACAAAAACUAAAAGGAGACUUUUGGAAGUGUUGGAACUGCGAAUAUUUAAAUGAAAUGAAUGUUAGGAGUAAGUGGCAUACCGGAUCAGCAGAUUUAAUUAGAAUAGGAUCUCUUGUUGUUCUUAAGGACGAAAAUUUGCCGCCACUUCGUUGGAAGUUGGGUCGAAUUAUUGAAGUCCAUCCAGGCGACGAUGGCAUUAUACGUGUAGCAACUUUAAAGUCUAAAAGCGACGUCUUCGAACGAGGUGUAAAGAAAAUUUCGCCAAUUCCUGCAGAACUUCGCCCAUGCAACGUUAUACAAAUGUCAGUCUUCCUGAUUGAAGCGCCAACUGCCAGAUUAGUUCAUCGAUUGGACGCUAAGAAAAUCAGUAAAGUGGGGCGAUGCAUGAGACUGUUCAGAAAGAAGAAACCGGCAAAAUAA